AUGCAUUUCUCUACCACCUCACUUCUCGCGGUUCUUACCGCCUCUUUUGCUUCUGCGACACAAAUGCAGAUCAAUUAUUAUAAAGAUGCGUGCCAGAACUACGCCGGUCAAGUCAAUGUGAACUGGGCAACCAAACUGCAUGGAGGCCCCAAUAACUGUUACAACUAUCAUUUCGCCCAAUGGGCAAACGUUGCCAAUUGCUUCGAAAACAGUUGUACAUGUAUCUUUUACAGCCAAAGCAACUGCCAGGGAGGAGCGUUGACACAGUCCAGUAAUGGAGGCCAAAACUGUGUUGCGGUGCAAAAUGCCCAGUCUUUUGCAUGCUACUAUACCUAA
This is a messenger RNA of Trichoderma harzianum CBS 226.95, 336 nucleotides long. RefSeq lists its product as hypothetical. The record is from RefSeq and is a predicted model, not a curated record. Bases 1 to 336 code for a protein of 111 amino acids. NCBI's taxonomy places the organism in Eukaryota, Fungi, Ascomycota, Sordariomycetes, Hypocreales, Hypocreaceae. The transcript has a single exon.